Messenger RNA from Tarenaya hassleriana, 1247 nucleotides. RefSeq names its product putative methyltransferase C9orf114. Lineage: Eukaryota; Viridiplantae; Streptophyta; Magnoliopsida; Brassicales; Cleomaceae. The transcript is spliced from 11 exons. Bases 46 to 1101 code for a protein of 351 amino acids. The record is from RefSeq and is a predicted model, not a curated record.
ACAGAAACCCUGACGAAGGCGCCACCGUUGCAAUCGCCGGCGGAGAUGGGGAAGAAGAAGAAGAGAAGCCGUGAAGAGACGGAACCGGAGCUUGCUGCGGAGCAAACGAAGAGCCUCGAUGGAGAUUCGAAGAAGAAGAAGACGAAGACGAAGAAUCCCAACGCCGACAAAGAGAUGACCAGGAGCGUAUCCACCGUUAGCAUCGCCCUUCCUGGUUCCAUCAUCGAUAACGCUCAGUCUCUCGAGCUCGCCACACGCUUAGCCGGUCAAAUUGCUCGUGCGGCCACCAUUUUCCGUAUCGACGAGGUAGUGGUAUUUGAAAAUAGGAGGGGUUCGGGCAAUGACUCUGCUGUUAACAAUUCAUCUGGCGGUGAUGAGAGUGGCGCGGCAUUUCUCAUUCGUAUCUUGCAGUAUCUAGAAACGCCGCAAUAUUUGCGGAAAUCUCUUUUUCCCAAGCAUGGUAACCUCAGAUAUGUGGGUAUGCUACCACCUCUUGAUGCUCCACACCAUCUCCGGAAGCAUGAGUGGGCUCCAUUUCGUGAAGGUGUGACGCUGAAAGAAAAGUCUCCGCAUGUUAAAGGGACGAUGGUUGAUGUGGGUUUAAGCCAGAAUGUUGUUGUCGAUCAAGUGCUUGAUCCUGGAGUUAGAGUUACAGUAGCCAUGGGAAGCGAUCGCAAUUUAGAAUCUGAUUUGCCACGCCAGGUUGUCUCGUCUUCUAAGCCAAGGGAAGAAGCAGGGAUGUAUUGGGGAUACAGAGUACGAUAUGCUUCAAAUAUAAGUUCAGUAUUCCAUGAGUGCCCUUUCCAAGGUGGAUAUGAUUAUUUGAUUGGUACAUCAGAGCAUGGUUUAGUAAUCAACUCAUCGGAGCUGAAACUCCCAAGUUUCAGGCACCUAUUGAUUGCAUUUGGUGGACUUGCUGGGCUGGAAGAGUGUACUGAAGCAGAUAAUGAGUAUAAGGGUAAAAACGUACGGGAUGCGUUUAACAUAUACUUGAAUACUUGUCCACAUCAAGGGAGUCGAACCAUACGCACAGAGGAAGCGAUGUUCAUUUCACUGCAGUACUUCCAGGAACCCAUCAACCGAGCUGUCCGAAGAACAUGAAAAAACUUGGAACCGAAUAUUCCCAAUGUACUUUCUCUUGUGUAAUUUCCGUGAACCGCAACCAAAACGAAGAAGAAACGCUUUUUGGAUGGAGAGAUGGUGCUAUAAUUGUUUUGAAUUGAAUCCCAACCAUUGGAUUGAAUAAA